Molecule: messenger RNA, 4525 nt
Organism: Ricinus communis (castor bean)
Lineage: Eukaryota; Viridiplantae; Streptophyta; Magnoliopsida; Malpighiales; Euphorbiaceae
Product: xanthine dehydrogenase 1
Exons: 14
Coding region: 284-4384 (1366 amino acids)
Molecular function (GO): oxidoreductase activity; iron ion binding; FAD binding
Source: RefSeq, a predicted model, not a curated record
AGUGCAUUAAAGUACCAAACUUUCUUAUCAAACAAAACAAAACUAAAAGAUCACAACUUUGCAUCAUCUUGACACAUAAAAUCAGAAAACAAUUUUUGCACCAGGUUUAUUCAGAAACUUCUAAACCCAUUAUUUUGGCUGCGAGUAAACUCCAAUAUUAUUUUACAGAUCAAGCUAUGAUGUUCUAGUAUAGUUGUUGGUUGGUUGUAUUUGGACUCGAUUGUAUAUCAGUGUUUAAUUUAUUGCUAGUGGAUGUAGUAAGUAACAGGAAAAGGAAACAGUAAUGGGUUCCUUGAGGAGCGAAGGAGAAAUAGAGGAAUCAGCAAAGGAAGCAAUUUUAUAUGUGAAUGGAGUUCGAAGAGUGUUGCCUGAUGGGUUGGCCCACUUGACUCUUAUCGAGUAUCUCAGAGACAUUGGCUUGACAGGGACAAAACUAGGCUGUGGUGAAGGUGGUUGUGGAGCUUGCACAGUUAUGGUUUCUUAUUAUGACAGAAAAUUAAACAAAUGCGUGCAUUAUGCUAUCAAUGCGUGCUUGGCUCCUCUGUAUUCAGUAGAAGGGAUGCAUGUAAUUACAGUGGAAGGAGUUGGGAACCGGAAAAGUGGCUUGCAUCCAAUUCAAGAAUCAUUGGCACGUGGUCACGGCUCGCAAUGUGGAUUUUGUACUCCUGGGUUUAUCAUGUCAAUGUAUGCACUAUUAAGGUCAAGCCAAGAACCACCCACUGCAGAGCAAAUUGAAGAAUGCCUUGCUGGAAAUUUAUGUCGUUGCACUGGCUACAGGCCCAUUGUUGAUGCCUUCCAAGUUUUUGCCAAAAGUAAUGAUGCAUUAUACACUGAUCAUUCUGCAUUAAGCCUUGAAGAAGGUGAAUCUGUAUGCCCGUCAACUGGUAAACCCUGUUCAUGUAAAUCAAAAACUGUAAUUGAUCCUGGAAACUGCAAAAGAAGUGCAGCUUGUGGUGAUAGUUGCAAACCCAUAUCUUAUAGUGAAGUAAAUGGGAGCACAUACACAGACAAAGAGCUUAUUUUUCCUCCUGAGCUGUUACUAAGGAAAUUAACUCCCUUAAGUCUAAGUGGAUUUGGUGGGCUUAAGUGGUAUCGACCCUUGAGAGUCCAACAUUUGCUGGAGUUAAAAGCAAAAUACCCAGCUGCAAAACUGUUGAUAGGUAAUACUGAGGUUGGAAUAGAGAUGAGAUUGAAGAGGAUACAGUAUCAGGUUUUGAUCUCUGUUGCACAUGUACCUGAACUCAAUGUCUUGACAGUCAAGGAUGAUGGUUUAGAGAUUGGUGCUGCAGUAAGACUGACUGAACUCCUGAAAAUGCUUAGGAAGGUUGUAAAUGAACAUGUGACUCAUGAAAUGUCUUCAUGUAAGGCUCUUAUUGAGCAAUUAAAAUGGUUUGCUGGGACCCAGAUAAAAAAUGUUGCCUCUGUUGGAGGAAAUAUAUGUACAGCCAGCCCAAUAUCAGACUUGAAUCCUCUCUGGAUGGCUGCAAGAGCAAAGUUUCAAAUCAUUGAUUGCAAAGGGAACAGGAGGACUACCCUGGCAGAAAAUUUUUUCCUAGGUUAUAGGAAGGUGGAUCUUGCAAGUGAUGAAGUUUUACUCUCAAUAUUUUUACCAUGGACUAGGCCUUUUGAGCAUGUGAAAGAAUUUAAGCAGGCUCAUAGGAGGGAUGAUGAUAUUGCAAUUGUGAAUGCUGGGAUGCGUGUCUUUCUUGAAGAAAAAGGUGAUCAUUGGGUGGUUUCAGAUGCAUCAAUUGUCUAUGGCGGUGUAGCUCCUCUUACUCUGUCCGCAGCAAAAACGAAAAAAUUUCUCAUUGGUAAGAAUUGGAAUCAGGAACUCUUAGAGGGUGUUUUGAAAGUCUUAGAAACAGAUAUCUUGCUCAAGGAAGAUGCACCUGGUGGGAUGGUGGAGUUUCGGAAAUCUUUAAUUCUUAGCUUCUUCUUUAAGUUUUUCCUGUGGGUUUCACAUCAGAUGGAUGGGAAGAAAUCCAUCAGGGCAACUAUACCAUCAUCCCAUUUGUCAGCUGUACAACCAUUUCAUCGGCCAUCAGUUGUGGGUUGUCAGGAUUAUGAAAUUAGGAAGCAUGGGACAGCUGUGGGUUCUCCUGAGGUUCACCUCUCAUCAAGACUUCAGGUUACAGGGGAGGCAGAAUAUGUCGAUGAUACACUGAUGUCUUCUAAUGGUCUGCAUGCUGCAUUAGUAUUGAGCAAAAAACCCCAUGCUCGAAUUGUUUCAAUAGAUGAUUCAGAAGCCAAGUCUUCACCUGGAUUUGCAGGCAUCUUUUUUGCCAAAGACAUCCCAGGUGAUAAUCACAUUGGCGCAAUAAUUGCUGACGAGGAAUUAUUUGCUUCAGAAUUUGUCACUUGUGUAGGCCAGGUUAUAGGUGUGGUUGUUGCGGAUACACAUGAAAAUGCAAAAAUGGCUGCAACAAAAGUUUAUGUGGAGUAUGAAGAACUUCCAGCAAUAUUAUCAAUACAGGAAGCCGUUGAUGCUGAAAGUUUCCAUCCUAACUCAGAGAAGUGUUUGAAAAAGGGUGAUGUCGAACUCUGUUUUCACUCAGGUCAAUGUGACAGAAUCAUAGAGGGGGAAGUUCAAGUGGGUGGCCAGGAACAUUUUUACUUGGAGCCUCAGGGCAGUUUGGUUUGGACAAUGGAUAGUGGCAAUGAAGUCCAUAUGAUCUCAUCAACCCAGGCUCCUCAAAAGCACCAGAAGUAUGUGGCUCAUGUUCUUGGUCUCCCAAUGUCAAAAGUAGUUUGUAGAACCAAAAGAAUUGGUGGCGGAUUUGGUGGAAAGGAGACAAGAUCAGCUUUCCUUGCUGCUGUAGCUUCUAUACCAUCAUAUCUGUUGAAUCGGCCGGUGAAAAUCACUUUAGACAGAGAUGCAGAUAUGAUGAUUACUGGGCAACGCCACAGCUUUCUUGGAAAAUACAAGGUUGGCUUUACAAAUGAGGGAAAAGUUCUGGCGUUGGAUCUUAAAAUCUACAAUAAUGCUGGAAAUUCUCUGGAUCUGUCUCUUGCUGUUCUUGAGCGUGCCAUGUUUCAUUCUGACAAUGUCUAUGAGAUACCAAAUGUCAGAAUAUUGGGAAAGGUUUGCUUUACUAAUUUUCCUAGUAAUACUGCUUUCCGAGGAUUUGGGGGUCCUCAAGGAAUGAUUAUAGCUGAGAAUUGGAUUCAAAGAAUUGCUGUAGAACUUAACAAAAGCCCGGAAGAAAUAAGGGAAAUCAAUUUCCAAGGUGAUGGAUCGAUUUUGCAUUAUGGCCAACAACUUCAGUAUUGUACACUGGCCCAGCUCUGGAAUGAACUGAAGUUAUCUUGCAACCUUUUAAAGGCUCGUGAAGAAGCUAUCCAAUUUAACCUUCACAAUCGCUGGAAGAAGCGUGGUGUUGCUAUGGUCCCAACAAAAUUCGGAAUAUCCUUUACAGCAAAGUUGAUGAACCAGGCAGGUGCUCUGGUUCAUGUCUACACAGAUGGAACUGUUUUAGUUACACAUGGAGGAGUGGAGAUGGGGCAAGGUCUACAUACAAAAGUGGCUCAGGUUGCUGCUUCUGCAUUUAAUAUCCCUCUCAGCUCUGUGUUCAUAUCGGAGACAAGUACUGACAAGGUACCUAAUUCGUCGCCAACAGCUGCUUCUGCAAGCUCUGAUUUGUAUGGAGCAGCAGUAUUGGAUGCAUGUGAGCAGAUAAAGGCACGGAUGGAGCCCGUUGCUUCAAAACAUAAUUUCAGCUCGUUUGCUGAGCUGGCAAGCGCAUGCUACGUGCAGCGAAUAGACCUUUCUGCUCAUGGAUUUUACAUUACACCAGAGAUUGGCUUUGAUUGGAGUACUGGUAAAGGAAACCCAUUUAGGUACUUCACCUAUGGGGCUGCGUUUGCUGAGGUUGAAAUUGACACAUUGACUGGAGAUUUCCACACGAGGGCAGCAAAUAUCAUCAUGGAUCUUGGAUAUUCUCUGAAUCCCGCCAUUGAUGUUGGACAGAUUGAAGGGGCAUUUAUACAAGGCUUGGGGUGGGCGGCCUUGGAAGAACUAAAAUGGGGAGAUUCAGCUCAUAAGUGGAUACCACCUGGUUGCUUGUAUACAUGUGGGCCUGGAAGUUAUAAGAUUCCUUCCCUAAAUGAUGUCCCUUUUAAAUUCAGCGUUUCUCUUCUAAAGGGACAUCCAAAUGCAACGGCCAUCCAUUCAUCCAAAGCUGUUGGCGAGCCUCCAUUUUUCCUGGCUUCAGCUGUCUUUUUCGCCAUCAAAGAUGCCAUUAUAGCUGCAAGAGCAGAAGUCGAGCAUCACGAGUGGUUUCCUCUUGAUAAUCCAGCAACACCUGAACGGAUCCGGAUGGCUUGUUUAGAUGAAAUCACAGCACGAUUUAUAAAGUCUGAUUACCGCCCCAAGCUUAGCGUUUGAUGUGCUGCCAUUCUCUCAUACCAGCACUGGGAUACUGUAAUCUUGCCAUUUUGUACAAUGUACAUUGUUUUUUCACAUUUUCUUAUAACAAUAUACAAAAUGCAGUUAAUAAUGGCAUGAAUUCAUGUCAGAAACGACAAA